AUGUGGAACCAUAUAAGAAGAAUAAUUCAAUUUUAUGAUGAUGAGAAGGACAAUGAGAGUGUUUUAAUAUUUGCUACUCUUUUAGAAGAGCAGAAUUUCUAUCAAAAGAGGCAUUGUAGGGAUUCCAUUUUACAAGGGGAAACGUAUGUUAUGGAGAUUUUAAACGGCCACAGAGAAAGAUGUUAUGAAAAUUUUAGGAUGUACCCUGAAGUUUUCAGAACAUUGCGUAGUACCCUGAAAGUAUAUCAGUUGGGCACCCAUAUCAUUGCCCCUCCUGAUUUUUCUGUGAUUCCGAAUAAGAUUAGAGAGUUUUCUAGGUUUUACCCUUACUUCAAGAAUUACGUGGGAGCUAUAGAUGGAACCCACAUUCCUGCAACUCUGCCAGCAACUGGGUGGGAAGGCUCCGCUAAUGAUUCGAGAAUCCUAAAAGAGUGUAUUGAGAAUGAGGUAAUGAACUUUCCAGCUCCACUAACAGGAUAUGCCAAUAAGCCUGGUUAUUUGGCCCUAUUUCGAGGUCAUACUUACCACUUUCAGGAAUACCGUAAGACUAGACAACCUCGUGGUCGAGAGGAAGUGUUCAAUCAUAGGCAUUCAUCUUUGAGAAAUAUAAUUGAGCGAUGCUUUGGGUUGUUGAAGAUGAGAUUCGCUAUUUUGAGGGUAAUACCUCCUUAUAAGUUUUCAACACAAGUAUUGAUUGUAAUGGCUUGUUGCACAUUACAUAAUUUCAUCAGAAAUCAGCAUCAGCCUGAUGAUUUAUUUGAUGGUAACGAUCCUCCUCAUAGUGAUGGUGAAGAUGAUGAGAUUGUUGAGCAUGUGCCUUCGGCUCAGCUUCGAGAAAUGGAUCAGUUGUGUAAUACUAUUGCUGAUCGAAUUUGGAAUUCUCUUCAACACUCUUAA
This is a messenger RNA of Cornus florida, 897 nucleotides long. RefSeq lists its product as uncharacterized. The record is from RefSeq and is a predicted model, not a curated record. The coding region runs from base 1 to 897 and encodes 298 amino acids. The transcript is spliced from 4 exons. Lineage: Eukaryota; Viridiplantae; Streptophyta; Magnoliopsida; Cornales; Cornaceae.